This is a messenger RNA of Auanema sp. JU1783, 492 nucleotides long. The record is from the annotation of a GenBank genome assembly. NCBI's taxonomy places the organism in Eukaryota, Metazoa, Nematoda, Chromadorea, Rhabditida, Rhabditidae.
AUGAACGGUUAUUCAAUCAUCCUUCUUUGUUUUGUUGCCGGCGUAGCCUUCUCAGCUGAAUUGCCUGAGAAAUUCUACGGAAAGUUCGAUCUUGAUCAUUCCGAGAAGUUCGAGGAGUAUUUGGAAGCUAAAGGAUACAGCUGGAUCACCCGCAAACUUGUUACAUUCGCUACUUUCAAGAAAGAGUUCACCAAGGGAGAAAAGCCUGGAACUUUCGAUUAUGCUAACUUGACUUCCAAGAAGAACGUGUUCUACAAGAAUGUUCAACUCGGAAAAGAAUUCGUUGGAGAAGGAUUAGACAGCACCAAGCACAACGUUACUUUCACCCUUGUCGGAAGCAAGCUCGUCGAGAAACACGUCCCAACUGAGAGUGGAGAAGCCAAGGAUGAAUCUUAUGAAUACACUUUCGCCACUGAAGACGGAAAGGAAUUCCUCGUUGUAAGCAUGGAAGCCGAAGGAAUCGUCGCCAAGCGUUUCUACAAACGCGUUUAA